Messenger RNA from Triticum aestivum (bread wheat), 1476 nucleotides. Its product is annotated as serine/threonine-protein kinase PBL36. Gene Ontology annotation, molecular function: ATP binding; protein kinase activity. The record is from RefSeq and is a predicted model, not a curated record. Gene Ontology annotation, biological process: protein phosphorylation. Lineage: Eukaryota; Viridiplantae; Streptophyta; Magnoliopsida; Poales; Poaceae.
AUGGGACUAUCAUCCUUGCUCAAAAUUUUGCCGAAGCCCUGAGAAAAGGGAAAAAGGUGAGACAAAUGUUUGAUGAGGAAAUUGCGAAUGAUAAAAAGAACAUGAAAUUUCUUGAAGAUGUCGCAAAACUAGCAGCUGAAUGCUUGAAAAUGGAGGAUAAAAUGCGUCCAGAAAUGGUUGAAGUCGCGGACAGACUUAGGACAAUUAGAAAGGCCUACCGCCACCACAAGGGCAUAAAUGCUACAGGUAGCAACUCUGGACUUCCUAAAAGUGGAAAGGCAGAGGACGUGAUACCAUUAGUGGUACCAUCCAUUUCCAUGGAUAAACUGAAGGAAGUAACCAGGAACUUUAGCAUUGAUGCUCUAAUAGGACAGAGCUUACAGAUUAAAUUCUUUUUUGGAGUGCUGAAAGAUGGACGUAAAUCCAUGAUCAUGAAGAUUAGGCCUACUACAGAAAUUGUUUUGGAGGUUCCGGUGGUCUCAAGAUUCAGACAUGAGAAUGUUCUCCAGCUUCUCGGACACUGUGUUGAAGGAGACAACCGGGUUCUUGCUUGCGAGUACGCAUCCAGGGGAUCCUUGCAAGAUAUUCUUCAUGGUAAAAGCAAUGUUUCGGGAGCUGAACGAGGACCUGUUCUAUCAUGGACGCAACGCAUGAGGAUUGCCAUGGAUGCUGCAGCUGGGCUUGAGUUCCUCCACGAGAAAGCACAGCCUUGCAUAAUCCACAGUUGCAUCAGGUCCAGCAACAUAUUUCUCUUUGACAGGGACGUUGCAAAGAUUGGUUGGCCUGGUGUUUCCAGACAGGCUAACUACUGCACAGAAGCUGUCUGUUUUGUUUCUCGUGGUUAUGACGCGCCUGAGACUGUAACGGGCGGUCAACAUUCUACGAUGAGCGAUGUCCACAGCUUCGGGGUUGUCCUGCUAGAACUUUUAACCGGUCGAAAGGAACUUGAUUGUACACUACCACAUGCCCAACGAUUUCUUGUGACAUGGGCUAGACCAAGACUUGAUGAAUGCAAGGUGCAAGAAAUUGUUGAUGCGAGGCUUGGAGGAGAUUACCCUCCCGAGGCUAUCGCCAAGAUGGCUGCAAUCGUGGCAUGCUGUAUACAGUCGAAGGCGGACCUCCGGCCAAACAUGAGCAGCGUCGUCAUGGCCCUAAAGCCGUUGCUUCUCUAGCAGCUCAAACAAUCUUGUCGGCACUGUUGAAGCAUCUGGAUUCUGGAGUGUGAGGCAUCGUCUUCUCCAGCACUGAUAUUGCACGUGACGUAAUUUUUGUGGCAGAAUCAUGAUUGGAAAAUAGUGUAUAAUUUCUCAUUCACAUCGGCAGCAUGUAUGUAUAGUUUUGCAACCGGACAAGAUGAUGAAAUUCCCCAGUGCCCAAUUCCCACAUUUCCCGAGGCUUUGUAGCACAUAACAUUUAAGUAUAUGAGUCGCGCAUGCAUCAUAUGUGCUUCUCUUCUUUCUGGAGGAGGAAAUGGAA